Molecule: messenger RNA, 1154 nt
Organism: Aspergillus costaricaensis CBS 115574
Lineage: Eukaryota; Fungi; Ascomycota; Eurotiomycetes; Eurotiales; Aspergillaceae
Product: oxidoreductase
Exons: 7
Coding region: 27-1154 (375 amino acids)
Source: RefSeq, a predicted model, not a curated record
GACAGGGCCAGCAGUUCGCGGCCAGCAUGACUCCUUUUCCCGGCAGAGCCGGUGACCCACGACAGAUACUUUGGCUUCGUGAUGAGUCGGGUGGCUCCAAUGCCCCUGGAAUUCUCGCGGCAGUUGGCACAUUGACCGGCCUGUCAACAUUGGUACUGUGGCUCCGUUGCUAUGUGCGAGGGUACCUCCUGCGACGAUUCAACGCAGAAGAGAACAUCAUUACCGUAGCGUGGCUGUGCGCCGUUGGUGUGCUAGUCUGUUUUGUGCUGGAAGCUCAACACGGUGUGGGCCGCUUCAGCAAAGACAUCACCGAUGAAGAUGAGCAAGUCUUGUCUAAGCUGGUAUACUAUCAUUCAGUUAUUGUCAUGGUCGGGCUUAGUCUUGUGAAAAUUUCCUUGGCUGUAUUCUUGCGACGUUUCUCGUCAACUCUUUUAAGCAAGGCGCUAGUUGGAUCGAUCAUUUUUCUGGUGGCAUUUACCAUUGCCUGUGGUCUUACGCUGAUUCUGCAAUGCAUUCCUGUAGCGGCAGCGUGGGAUACAAGCUUGCGACCUCAUGCCCGCUGUUUCGACAAUGAUACUUAUACAGCUAUUGGCCUCUGGAACAGUAUUACGAACCUCGUCACCGAUGUCAUCUUCGCAACUUUGCCAAUUCCCCUUUUUAUAGGGAUUCAGGUCAACUGGCGAACCAAGUUCUCGCUGAUAGGAGUGUUGAGUCUUGGAUACCUUGCCUGCGUCGCUGGAAUUGUAAAGAUCAUUUCGCAGGUCAACGUACUAAAAGAGCAAAACAUGUAUCGACACGACACUUUCAUGAUUUGGAACUGUGCGGAGCUAAAUGUCGCUAUUCUCGCCGCCUGCCUCCCUAGUCUCAAGCCUCUACUGAAAUCGGUCCUCGAUGGGACCCGCAGCCUGACCACGGGGCGCCGCAAUACCUCUGCCUACCGCUACGACACCCAGGGAUAUUACGUUCAGCGCAGCACCGACAUUGCCAUGAAGUCAAUGCCCCGAGUACCACCGACUGUCUACGAUGUCACAGCUGCAGGAAGCUCCGACGGCGAAUCCGGGAACUGGAGAGAAAGUGACGAGCAGAGGCUGCAUCGGACUGAGACCGGCAUCAUGAAAACGACGGAAGUGGUGAUCCAGACACAUGGAGACUAA